Molecule: messenger RNA, 2581 nt
Organism: Girardinichthys multiradiatus
Lineage: Eukaryota; Metazoa; Chordata; Actinopteri; Cyprinodontiformes; Goodeidae
Product: serine/threonine-protein kinase SBK1-like
Exons: 4
Coding region: 267-1445 (392 amino acids)
Biological process (GO): peptidyl-threonine phosphorylation; peptidyl-serine phosphorylation
Molecular function (GO): ATP binding; protein serine/threonine kinase activity
Source: RefSeq, a predicted model, not a curated record
CGGGGGACAAUAGAGAGCGGCUCCAGGGAGGCUGAUCUGCGGUCAGACAGUGACGGUGGUCCGCGGUGCAGACAGCCGACUCUCAGCUGAGGUUUCAGCUCCACGGAUUCAGCCCGGAACGGACGAAGCUGCAGCUGCUGCAGGACGGAGCAGCGGCUCCGGUCAGAGGAGAAGAAGAGCGUCGCUUGGAUGGACUGACAGCUGCAGCUCGGACUGAAAGAAACAUUUGUCUCCAGAACAACUUCCUGCCCUGACCUCACAACACAAUGAAUUCGUCACCGCACAGCUCCCAUUCCUCAGUUGACAUCCUGGAGGAACUCCAGCUGAUCGCUGCACAGAACCUAGAAAAACUGGACAUCAACAAAUACUAUGAGGUCAUCCGUGAGCUGGGCAAGGGCACCUAUGGGAAGGUGGACCUCGUCAUCCAUAAAAUCCGAGGCACAAAAAUGGCACUGAAGUUUCUGAGGAAGAAAACCACUAAGCUGAAGAGCUUCCUGAGGGAGUACAGCGUCUCCCUCUACCUGUCGCCCUGCCCCUUCAUCAUCAACAUGUACGGCAUCGCCUUUGAGACGGAUGACUUCUACAUCUUUGCUCAGGAGUACGCCCCAGCAGGGGAUCUGUUCGACAUCAUCCCGCCACAGGUUGGACUCCCCGAGGCAGUGGCAAAGCGCUGCGUCCACCAGGUGGCCAUCGCCCUGGACUACCUGCACUGCAAGAAGCUCGUCCACAGGGACAUCAAGCCCGAGAACGUCCUCAUAUUCGACACGGAGUGCAGGAAGGUCAAGCUGUCAGACUUUGGCAUGACGCGCCGCGCCGGCUCUCCGGUGAAGCGCGUGAGCGGAACCAUCCCGUACACGGCACCUGAGCUGUGCGACACCUCACGUCACGAAGGUUUCUGCGUGGACUACAGCACAGAUGUGUGGGCGUUUGGCGUGCUGCUGUUCUGCAUGCUGACAGGAAACUUCCCCUGGGAGAAGGCCAUGCCGAAUGAUGCCUUCUAUGAGGAGUUUGUCCGCUGGCAGCGUCGUCGGACAAGCUCAGUGCCAUCACAGUGGCGCCGUUUCACAGAUGAAGCUCUGCGAAUGUUUCGCAGGCUACUUUCCAUUGAGCAGCAGCGCCGCUGUGCAGUCAAAGAAGUCUUCAGCUACUUCAACCAGUGCUGGAUGUUGGACACGGAGAAUGGGAACGGCAGCGGCUUAUCAGCCAACACACCUCCUGUGGAAAUCAGCUCUUCCUCCUCUGAGGAGGACGUGUUGGUGGACAGACUGAAGCAGCAGAGCCUAUCUCCUGCUUGCAUGGUGGCGAAAGGGAGUUUUAUGAUAGACGCCCACUUCUCGUCCUCAAACGGCUCGCCGUCUUCCACCGGCGGCUUCGAGCGAGUCAACAGGGACAACAACGAAAGGGGGCGCAUCCUGGUGACCACGCCUAUCGAGAUCUGCGUGUAGAGACGCACGCUGCUGCUACCUGUUCAAGUGGGUGCCGACGUGCAACAUUUCUCAGACGUGAGGAAGCCAGAAUGGGAAAAGUGCAUGGAAGAAGGUCAGCAUCAGGAAAUGGCCGACAGCCUGUUGUAGCUUCACUGCAGAUCUCAUCAUUUCCAAUGAAGGCAAGAUCUGAGGAAAUGAGCCAUGUGACAAUCAAACUGUAGCCUCUGUCUGUGGUUUGUAGUUCAGUCCCUGGAACACUGCGUGAACUCUCUAAUGAAGAACAACAAAAACCAGGAAGAGGAGAAAAAUAACCAGAAAACCAAGAAGCAGUACGCUUUAAAAAGACUAGAUUGGCUUCGUGCAUAAAAGCAACUGUGACUCGUGUUUAUCGUCGUCAAGCGUUUCCAUGUUUUUGUGAAGUGAGUUUUUGUUUAUGUCAGUUUAAUAUAUUUAUGAGUUGUUUUGUCAGGUGGCAGCACCGAUCGGACGUCUGCUUGUUAUUCCCUCGGAAGGAAAUAAAAAAUAGGAGGAAAAACUGUUGUGGUGUAGAAAAAGUAAAGGCAGCUGAGCUCGUCUGUCAUGUUCUUCAGUCAUCAUGAUGCAGGUUAUGUUCCAUAAAACUAGAUGUUUUGUGUGUCUCAUGUUUCCUUGUGAUAAAGUUAAUUACCUCCUCGGCCAGUCCUACCAGUUAAUUAGUUCUGGGACAGUUUCAGAAUAUUGCUCACUUUUAAGCAAUUCAUUUAUGAACUAAAUGUGAAUUUCCUCCAAGGCAAAUAAAAUUGCAGUUCUGUGAUAAUGUCUCAUCUACUGCUUUCAUAAGAGGAAAAAGCAUACAGGACAUUGGAUUAUUUCGAUGCAUUUUGUUUUUUUCUUAGCAUGAUUAAAAAAUAAAACGGAAGUUGCACCUCGUCUUUCAGCAGAAUAAUCUGUGCUUUCUGUGAAAAGUUGGACAGGAAAGUACCCUUUCAACAUGUUUCCUUUUUAUGUUCCUCUAAAAGCUUACAGCAUCACCCAAACAAUGUAGAAAACUGAAUCUUUAGGACUGUGGAAUAAAGUGCUUUGAAAAUCUGUUUUUUGUUCAUGUGUUUGUGCUUCUUGCAUGAUGUGGCAUUGCUGUGGUAUUUUCUUGAAAUAAAGCGCCAAAAUAAAAAUAG